This is a messenger RNA of Trichechus manatus latirostris (Florida manatee), 2528 nucleotides long. RefSeq names its product WW domain containing oxidoreductase (gene WWOX). Gene Ontology annotation, cellular component: nucleus; cytoplasm. The coding region runs from base 353 to 1597 and encodes 414 amino acids. Gene Ontology annotation, molecular function: transcription coactivator activity; protein binding. Gene Ontology annotation, biological process: positive regulation of transcription by RNA polymerase II; hippo signaling. The transcript is spliced from 9 exons. The record is from RefSeq and is a predicted model, not a curated record. Lineage: Eukaryota; Metazoa; Chordata; Mammalia; Sirenia; Trichechidae.
AGGAUGCGCACGUCCCUUCUCGGCAGCCCAGUUUGACGAAGCUCCACUCCAUCUCCAGAAACGUGCAAUGUUCUCCGGCUUCUACUUCCAGCCGAGUGGCAGUGCGACCUCCUAGGCGCUUUCACUACGCUUCUCCUCGGGCCCCGCCCAUUUCCAGCUGGCAGUUUUGAAACUCUGGAGACUGGAUUACAGCUACGGAAUCAGCUGCUCGGCUUUGGGCGGCGCAGUGCGCAGGCGCGAGCGGUCGGGGGCCAACGCGCUCUGCGCUUGGUUGAAGCGGGAGUUUCUGGGUGAGGAGACCCGGCAGCCGGCGACUCAGCGAGUGGGUAAUCGAGCACCUCCUCACCCCGCCAUGGCAGCCCUGCGCUACGCGGGCCUGGACGACACGGACAGCGAGGACGAGCUGCCUCCGGGCUGGGAGGAAAGAACCACCAAGGACGGCUGGGUUUACUAUGCCAAUCACACGGAGGAGAAGACUCAAUGGGAGCAUCCAAAAACUGGAAAAAGAAAAAGAGUAGCAGGAGACCUGCCAUACGGAUGGGAACAAGAAACUGAUGAGAAUGGACAGGUGUUCUUUGUCGAUCAUAUAAAUAAAAGAACCACAUAUUUGGACCCAAGACUGGCAUUUACUGUGGAUGAUAAUCCGACGAAGCCAACCACCAGACAGAGGUAUGAUGGCAGCACCACCGCUAUGGAAAUACUCCAGGGCCGAGAUUUCACUGGAAAAGUGGUCAUCGUUACUGGAGCCAAUUCAGGAAUCGGAUUUGAAACUGCCAAGUCUUUUGCCCUUCAUGGCGCACAUGUGAUCCUGGCCUGUAGGAACAUGGCAAGAGCCAAUGAAGCAGUGUCACGCAUUUUAGAAGAAUGGCAUAAAGCCAAGGUGGAAGCAAUGACCCUGGACCUUGCUCUGCUCCGUAGCGUGCAACAUUUUGCCGAAGCGUUCAAGGCCAAGAAUGUGCCUCUUCAUGUGCUUGUGUGCAAUGCAGCGGCUUUUGCUUUGCCGUGGAGCCUCACAAAAGACGGCCUGGAGACUACCUUCCAGGUGAAUCACCUGGGACACUUCUACCUUGUCCAGCUCCUCCAGGACGUACUGUGCCACUCAGCUCCUGCCCGUGUCGUUGUAGUCUCCUCGGAAUCCCAUCGAUUUACAGAUAUUAACGAUUCCUCUGGAAAACUUGACUUCAGCCGCCUUUCUCCAUCUAAGAACGACUAUUGGGCCAUGCUAGCUUACAACCGGUCCAAACUCUGCAAUGUCCUGUUCUCCAAUGAGCUACACCGUCGCCUGUCCCCACGCGGGGUCACAUCCAAUGCCCUGCAUCCUGGGAACAUGAUGUACUCCUCCCUUCAUCGCAACUGGUGGGUGUAUACGCUGCUGUUUACCCUGGUGCGGCCCUUCACCAAGUCCAUGCAACAAGGAGCUGCCACCACCGUCUACUGUGCUGCCGCUCCGGAACUCGAGGGCCUGGGAGGGAUGUAUUUCAAUAAUUGCUGCCGCUGCAUGCCCUCACUGGAAGCUCAGAAUGAAGACACGGCCCGGGCCCUGUGGGCGCUCAGCGAGAGGCUGGUCCAGGAGCGGCUUGGCAUCCAGUCCAGCUAAGUCAGGGCUCCCGCAAGGAUCGCACACACACCCACCACGUGUGCGCACACAACUGCCAAUGCUGGACCCCUUCCAGUCCUAUGAUCCAGAGGGUUUCCAUGUCCCUCUAACACAGAUCAGCCAGGGUAAAGGAAAUAAGAGCAGUCACAACAGAGUGAAAGAUGUUAAGUACCAAUGGGAAACAGGGAAUUCCAGGGGUAGAGGGACAGUAUCUCUUUUGGGGGGGCUGGGUUAGAUGUGAGUCUCUUUGCUUUCCUGGUGGUGGCCUGUUUGAGAGUAAAACCUUGGUUGGUAUGUGGAUUCCUUCUGUUAUUGAAGAAGCACAAGCAAUCCUCUCUCACUGUUUAGAAUCGUCUGGUGUCCCCUGCCCCACCCAGCCACCACCAUUGCCACCACUAUAGCCCAGGAGCUGGGUUUCUCCUAUUAUUUAGGGAAGAAAAAGCAAGUGUUUUUUCUUCAUUCCUGCAUUGAUCCAGGAGAUAAUUGUUUCAUUCAUCCUGACCAAGUCUGAGUGGGCUUGGCAAUUGUCAGGGAGAGAAAUUUCAGAGCCUUGUUCCAGCCAGCCAAGAUGGUGGUAACAUUUAGAAACGAGUAGAGUAGGCAGAGCCAGGGUCGCAAAAGCACCAAGCAUCAACUCCCUUGCCAAAGCUAUAGAAAAUUUUCUUUAGCGAUUACAACAAACAAGUUUUGCAAAUUAUUCACCAGAUACCUUGACAGGCAGGAAAGGAAGCAUUGCAUCCUUAAGAAUAUACAGGAUAUUUUGGGGGUGGGGGGUAAAAAGUUGUUCUGUUAAUGCUUCAUUCACAGCUUUAAGAAGUAACCUGCUCUCUGAAGUUCACAGUCUCUCAGUUGUCCUGCUUUAGCAUUCUGCUUCAACUUCCUUUUCUUCCUCCCAUCUUAUGCUUAAUAAAAGAACAUGCUUGAAUAUUAU